This is a messenger RNA of Scaptodrosophila lebanonensis, 884 nucleotides long. Its product is annotated as ubiquitin thioesterase otubain-like. Gene Ontology annotation, cellular component: nucleus. The transcript has a single exon. The coding region runs from base 1 to 774 and encodes 257 amino acids. The record is from RefSeq and is a predicted model, not a curated record. Gene Ontology annotation, molecular function: ubiquitin binding; cysteine-type deubiquitinase activity. Gene Ontology annotation, biological process: protein K48-linked deubiquitination. Lineage: Eukaryota; Metazoa; Arthropoda; Insecta; Diptera; Drosophilidae.
AUGGAAGCAAAAGAUGAAGAAAUCUUACAACAGCAACGAGACAUAGAAAAGGAGGUUUGCAGCUCAACGCCAUUAGUUAGUGAGAAGUUACCUUUGACAUGUUUAGGAACAGAAUACAUGGGCGACGACAUCUUCACCGUCAAGAUUCAAGACCUAUUGAAGAAGUAUCGGUUUAUGCGUCGCACGCGUCCCGACGGCAACUGUUUUUUUAGGGCAUUUGCUUAUUCAUAUUUGGAGUAUUUGAUUACAAAUCGCACGGCUUUCCAAAAUUUUCGAGUAUUAGUUGAAAACUCAAUGGAAAAACUUGUAAACCUCGGCUUUCCUAAAUUCACAUUGGAUGACUUCCAUGAAACUUUUAUGGAGGUUCUUAAGCGCAUAGAUCCGCAGUCUAAUGAAGCUGAAGGCUGUGGAAAGCUGCAGAACGAAUUACACAAACUGUUUAAUGAACAGGGUUAUUCGGACUAUGUGGUGGUCUAUCUGCGCUUCAUCACGUCAGCAAGAUUGCAAGAGGAGGCAGAAUUUUACCAAAACUUUAUUGAGGGAAACUAUACCGUGGAGGAGUUUCGUCACCAGGAAGUCGAGCCCAUGUACAGGGAAUCAGAUCACAUUCAUAUCAUUGCUCUUUGCACAGCUUUAGGCGCCGGUGUACGUGUUGAGUAUUUGGACAGGGGCGGAGGUAGCACCGUGAAGGCCCAUGAUUUUCCUGAUGGCUUAGAGCCGAAAGUUUAUCUUAUUUAUAGGCCGGGGCAUUACGACAUCUUGUAUCCAAAUUGAAAAAAGAUCGAUUACUCAGUCUUUUGUUUUUAGCCCAUAUUCAUAUUUGAAAAUGUUCAUUUACAGAGCAACGCUAUAAAUAUGAUUAUAUUUUUAAUUAAAUCAAAAAA